Rotaria sp. Silwood1 is the source of this 267-nucleotide messenger RNA. NCBI's taxonomy places the organism in Eukaryota, Metazoa, Rotifera, Eurotatoria, Philodinida, Philodinidae. The record is from the annotation of a GenBank genome assembly.
AUGUGUUAUCCUAUGGUUAUAGCACGUUUUCUAAUGGCAAAUGUAAUUGAUCAAUUACUUGGUUAUUCAGAUUUAUUUGAUUUUGAUCAAUUAUUAAUUUCAACCCAAAUUGGAUCUAUAGAAAAAACUUGUGUUAGUGAAGUCUUAAAAACAUAUAUUACAUAUCUUUUAUCUUUAUGUGAACACGGUGAUCUACAUUUACGUGGUGCAUAUGCAAAUUUACUUGUUACAUUAAUUCAAACAACAAUUCAUCUUUUAACACUAUGA